CGCGCAGUGUGCCGGGGCGGGACAAGUCGUCGCCCGAUGUGACGCUGCUGCCGCCGUUCGGGCGGCCGCCGGGGGGCUGGCCGUUCGGGGCGGUCAUGCAGGUGGACGGCUGGCAGCACUGCAAGGGGCACUACCACCGCAAGAGCUCCCGCAACCAGCGCCGCAUCGACAACGUGAACGACCUUGCCGCCUGGCGCGCCUGCAUGCCGGUGCUGCGGGUCUCCUGGCGCGACCGGGCGCUGCUGCCGCGCCUGCGGGAGGCGUUCCUGCUGGCCCUGCUGGCAAACCCGGGCAAGCCAUUCAUCAUGCUCUCAACGGCCUACCUGCGGCACCUGGACUGGGAGUGGCUGCAGGCUGACGUGGGUGCCGCAGUGGUGUGCCGCCUGCC
Molecule: messenger RNA, 388 nt
Organism: Astrephomene gubernaculifera
Lineage: Eukaryota; Viridiplantae; Chlorophyta; Chlorophyceae; Chlamydomonadales; Astrephomenaceae
Source: the annotation of a GenBank genome assembly